This is a messenger RNA of Paramuricea clavata, 577 nucleotides long. The record is from the annotation of a GenBank genome assembly. NCBI's taxonomy places the organism in Eukaryota, Metazoa, Cnidaria, Anthozoa, Malacalcyonacea, Plexauridae.
AUGUUGAAGCCCACACAAGCAGACUUAAGCACAGCCAAACACGUCUUAAGAUACUUGAAAGGUACACAGGUAUUAGGAUUAACUUUUAGGAAAUCAUGUUCUCCACUAAUUCUUAAAGGAUUUUGUGAUUCAGAUUGGGGGGCGUCUAUUGAAGAUAGACGAAGUGUGACAGGCUACAAUUUCCAGCUUACACAAGAUGGUCCAAUGAUAUCAUGGAAAAGCCGAAAACAACCGACCGUGGCAUUAUCAACGUGUGAAGCGGAGUAUGUAGCACUCGCAAAUGCAAUACAAGAAGCUAAAUUCUUGCAACAACUUUGCAAGGACAUGAGGGUAAGUAUUGAAGGUAAGUUACUAAUUAUGAUAGAUAACCAGGGAGCUAUGAAUUUAGCCAAGAAUCCAGUUCAUCACCAAAGGUCAAAACACAGAUAUAAAGUACCAUUUUAUCAGAUCAGAAAUACAGGAAGGUCGAAUUAUUCUAGAGUAUAUUCCAAGUGAGGAAAAUGUAGCUGAUAUUUUUACCAAGCCAGCCAGCAAGAUUAAACUAGGACGUUUUGGAGGUAUUAUGUCAGGAAAAUAG